AUGGUGAUGGAACUGCGGCUGCACAGCCCGGCUGGUGCCGAAGCGGUAGUUUAUACGUGGCCGAUACCCGCUCAGGACAAUCGUGACGGUGCCUUGGAGAUAGUCGACACGAUACGAUGGGUUUGCGAGGAUAUUCCAGAGUUGAAGCUGGCAAUGGAAAACUAUGUACUCAAUGACUAUGAUGUUAAAAACUAUCAAAGCAUGUCUGUACUGUGUGAAAAGUACAAUCGGGCAAUUGAUGGGAUCCUUACUCUGUGGAAAGGUACGACUUGUCCUGAUCGGGUUUCAAAGAAAGCUGGCACUGGUUUACUACGCCAUAUCAUGCAGCAGGUUUACAACCAUGCAGUUACUGAUCCUGAUCGACUGAACAGCUAUGAACCCUUCUCACCUGAGGUGUACGGAGAGACGUCAUACGACUUAGUGGCGCAGAUGAUAGAUGAGAUCACUAUAACCGAAGACGAUGCGUUCAUUGAUCUUGGCAGUGGUGUUGGUCAAGUGGUAUUACAAGUAGCCGCUGCUACCCAAUGUAAGAUUGCAUAUGGUGUGGAGAAAGCUGAUGUACCUGCUGCAUACUCAGAGAGAAUGGAUAUAGAGUACAGGAAGUGGAUGAAAUGGUACGGUAAAGAACACAGUUCUUAUAAAUUGGAAAAAGGUGAUUUUCUUUGUGAUGAAAUGAAAGAGAAGAUUGCCAGUGCUAGUGUGAUAUUUGUCAACAAUUUUGCCUUCGGACCAGAAGUAGACCAUCAGUUGAAGCUUCGGUUCGCCAACAUGAAGGAAGGAGCAAAAAUUGUGUCCUCGAAGUCGUUCUGCCCGUUGAAUUUUAAAAUAACACACAGGAAUUUGAAUGAUGUUGCCACCAUCAUGCGAGUCGUGGAACUAUCCCCGUUGAGAGGCUCAGUGUCGUGGACAGGAAAACCUGUAUCUUACUAUCUGCAUACUAUAGAUAGAACAAUUUUGGAGAAGUAUUUCCAGCGCCAGAAAAAUCCCAAACUCAGGGAAGAAGAGGACCAAAUUAGGAGAAGCAAGAAAAACUACAGUGAAAAAUUCCAGGCUGCUAAAACUCUUGAUUUUGAUUCCAACAAUAGCAACGACAGUGGAGAUUCCACAAUGGUCGGAGCUACCACAAGACGUGCCUGGUCUGACUGGGUACAUGGUAAAGAUAAAGAAAAUCUCAAAGAUGUCAAACAGAAAAUUGCCGGAGGCAUUACUAAGAAAUAUAAAAGGAGACGAACGAAGAAAGAUAAGGACAAGGAUAAGAAAGGAAGCAAGAAGUGUAAAAUGGAAUUGAAGGUUAAAUCUGAAAAGACAGUGAAAACUAUGCGACGGGGACCAGGAAGACCACGGAAGAACAAUAUUGGUGCUACCAGUACCAAAACCAAAUCUUCAGCAGCAUUGGCUAUUGAUUUAUUACAUGCACAUACUAUAUCUGUUAACAGUAAUCCACAGCUUAGUGGUUUAAUGCAUCAACAGUCAAGUCCCAAUUUCAAUGUUGCUAGUAUGAUGUCAGCUCCGUUGAAGGUAUCAUCGGUACAUUUACCCACACCUCCACCUCCUCCACCCCCUCGUCAACUACAACUAUUGGAACAUGAACGGCAGCAUCUUGAAAAUAUGGAAUGCCCACCAGCUCUGCAGCAACUACUGGAUCUUUAUAAGUACCAGUUCUUACAGUAUAUGCAUUCAAUGAAAACACCUGAAUUUAAGAAAUCUGUUCUAGAAGGGAUUGAGCAGGAAAAGGUGAAAAGAGCACAGUUUGUAGCACGUAUAUCUCAUCUUGACAAACAGAUUGAAUAUUUGACAUGUGACAGUGUAAGAUUGCUACAUGCCAGAUUGGAUGAGAUUGGUAUUAAGGCAGCCAACCCUAAUGAGCUGCUAUCAAGAGCCAAGGACAUUGUGUUUAAACAUAAGAACCUGCAGAACGACUGUAAAGAUUUGAACAAGAUUAUAGAAGAUUUGGAAAAUGAAAACAAGAAUCUGAGUAAACACACUGUUCUUGAUCCGACUGCUUUGAUUGGAACUAACGGUACCCCAUCGGUCAUAAUAACUGAACAGAUCAAACAGGAACUGAACAAUAAUCAUAAAUUGGUGAAACAAGUAAGCAAACUGGAAGAUGAAGUGCAAGCUUUACAAUCGUUGACCAAGAGUGAAAAAAACGCAUUCACUGGAAAGGUAAAACCAAAGAAGCGUACACGAAGGAACGGAGAAAAGAAAACUACGAGUAAAGGAAAUCCUCGAUGUCGUAGCACAGGACAGAAGAUAUCUGAACUGUUGGCUGCUAAAGAAGCUGCAAUAAGCAUGUCCCCACCUGAAACUAAAAACUUGGAACACCCUCCUUCUUCUCAGACCAGUGUGCCAGAUUAUACCUCGAUAUCCCCUGCCAAAAUAGCACUACGCAGACACUUAUCUCAGGAAUAUAACCAUCAUCUGCCAUCCUAUGUAGUGGACUCCAUGGAUAGUAACAAUUUAGCUCAACUUGGAAUGAAAACUGAACCUGCUGUGAGCAAUGCAGCGACUCAACCCAAAUCAAACUUAAAUAGCUGCUACAUGAAUUUAUCUAAUCAGGUCAAUCCAGUCUAUUCUGUCAGCCCGCAGCCAAAUCACUUGCCUGGCAUUGGUCCUAAGAACAAUCCUCUGCCAACUGGCAGGAAAAGUAAAAGUCCAAGAAGUAUGUGUGGCAGUGAGCAAAAAACUUCUCCAAAGCCUAGGUCACGAAUAACUAAAAAAGUACCAGUCUUGAAGUCACAGCCUGUACAUCUCCAGGGAGUUGUUGAGAAUAUGAUUGCUACACAUAUGAUGGAAACAUCGGUGAAUAAUAAUGCUAACUCAGGGCAGUCUAGUUUACCUAGUCCAAGAGCACACUCCAAAUCUUAUUUUAAUAUGGACAGUAUUGUAUCUGCUGAGACACAAAGCAAUAAGACUUCAAUGGGACAAAAUCGAACUCACGGAUUGAAUCAGAUGAGUACAGGGCAGCCGGACAGUAGGCAAGGUAUGUCCUCCUCAUCUCAACAUCAUAAACCACUUAUCAGCACAUUGGAUAUAAUGCAUCGAACUUAUGUGAAUAACGAUGUCGGACUUAAUGUUAGUACUGCAGCCUCUUCAGCUGUAGCCGCUGCCGCUUUUGGUCCUCCAGUCAGUCCCCAAAAUGUUCAGCUUUACCCGUCACCCAGUACAUGCAGUCCUGCGCCGCCUCAGCCAAUCAAAGUGGAAGACUCUUCUUCCUCUAUGAAGAGUCCUACUGUGGCUCCACCGAAGCAGGAGACUGGGAGCCUUAGCGAUCCUCAGUAUUUUAUUGGACUUAAUAGUUCAAAUCAUUCGGGUAUAAUGCUUAAAACUGGACCUCCUACGCAGACAUCUGACAGUACUCCACAGAAAACUGAGAUUGCUGUCAUGCCUGUGGCAACUCAAGCACAAGCAGAGAGCAAACCAAAUUCACGAAAGAAAAGAAAAAGAUCGGCACCUGCAUCACCGAGUUGUGCAUCGCAGAAGAAGUCCUCCCCCGAUGGAACUAAAAAAUCUACAAGGGGAGAUUCACAGGAUGCGAUAUUGACCAUGGUGUCGAAUGUGAACCAGCCGUUACAUAUCAGUGCUAUAUCCUCACCUGAAAGCUCAGCUAAAUCAUCCCCAGUGCCAGACGAAGUGGUUGAUGCUAAACAGAGUGAACUAGGAACUUCGCUAGAGAAGUCACUAACGAAAGUUGUGAAAGAUGAACCCGAUGAAAAGAGUAAUGAUGAUGGUACAGAUACUGAUAGGUGUCGACCCUUGACCCCUGGUGGGAAACCUCCAGAAGCCCUGGAUACGAAUACACAUGAUGAUAUAUCAGCAUAUGGUAUACCUCCUGACAAGAGUUCACCAAUGGAAGCAGAUUGUAAAGAAUCAUUGGCGCAUAUCAACAGUAGUUUUGAUGCACUCAUGGCAUUUACUUCCCAUCAACUGCACAAGCAAGGGAGAAAGAAUCCUAAGACUAACGAUAAAAAAGAGAAGACUCAACCCCAUGAUGAGUCCAAAGAUGAAAAUGUUACUACGGAAACUAAAGCAGGUGAUGAGGAGUUUAUUGACGUUGAAGGUGGUGUGAUGGCCAAUGGUUUUGAUCAAAGUCAGGAGACUACUGUUGAAACUAAACGGUCACUCACCCCAAAGCCCAGUAUUGACCCGGAAUUUAUGAAAGUUGAUGAACUUAGUAAGUCAGCAUGUUCACAGAGACUUCAGAAACUGUCUACUGAAGUGACAGGAAAUGUGUUUGAUGUUAAUGGACAGCUCUCUGCUUUAGAUUCGUAUUCUCACCAAGAUUAUCGAGAAAUGAAAAUGGAAAAUGUGGGAUUUAGGAAUCAAGAAUCAGAGCCUUUUGUGCCAUACCAUAAAAAGUUUUCCCAAAGGGACAGAGAUGUCGGCAAAAAGCAUGGGAGGCAGUGGCUUCAGAAAGGUCAGAGACGGAAUAGUUCUGAAGGGAAAUUUAGCAGGUAUAAUCGUAGUCCUGAGUGGAAGAACUCGACACGAGCAUCACCUUAUAAAGGAUUUGAAGAUAAUCAGAGACAAGAGAACGAUUACUUGUAUGGAAAUCAUCCUUUGACUCAUCAAAUUCCCCCACUGGUCCCACCAAGAACUAGUCCUGCAUUGAUGUCUCCACUGCCCCCUGAUCCUUCAUUUGGUCAUCCAGGCUCUUUCACGGACACAAGAAACUCUGUUAUUGGUGAUGCUGGGCAAAGAAUUCCAAUAUCCUCUUUCACUGCCCCAUCCCAUUACCCUGUUACGUCAGUAUCUUCUUAUAUGUCAUCAGGUCUUAAUUCAUAUGGCAAAGGAGCCUCUUAUCUUAGUAAUUCAUUAUCUGCCUGGGGUCCACCCCCACCAAAUAUCUCUCUGGCACCCCCAUAUAGUAGUGUUCCCUUGCCCCAGAGAGUACCUCCCCAUACUUUAAGUGGACCUAACCCGAGAAUGACAGCCCAAACACCGCCACCUAAUAUGACUCUAACGCAUUGUGAGCCUCCCCCUCCUCCACCACCUCCUCCCCCAGGCAGACCAAUGAGUCAAGAACCACCGCCACCUCCUCCCCCUCCAGGACGACCUCAUCCACAAUCCUCUCCAAAGAUUGCCCCAAUUAGACCAAAUGUUGUGAAUAGUAACUUUGGUAUCAAUAACAUGAUGCCACCAUCGUAUGGUUAUGGUGGACCAGGAUCUGAGAUGUCAAUGCCGAUGUACAUCAGAGGUGCUCCUUAUAACAAUGACAGUCUGAUGAGAACGUAAAUGCAGCUCAACAAGUCGGGCAUCUACCUCAGCUCUGCUCAUGUUCGUUUGCUGAUGCUGACAACUAUGCAUUGCGUCGCGAAUCCAAAGAAUAUAGAGUUCGGCUGAAGCUGAAAAAAGUAAAUGAUGCGCAGGACACAAUGAAUCCCUCAUUUAAGACGUUACUGUGUUUCACUGGGCAGUGCUGCUCACUGGCAAGCCAGGAGUGUAAACAUGUUCUCAACCUUAGAGUGUGAUCCUUUUUUAUAUGCCCACAGAUGUUGUAUUUCACUGGACAUGUGUUUUCCAGCUUUUAUAACAGUAUUGAAACCACCUGAACUCAGUCAGAAAGGCAGUGUGUUUUUAUGCCGCAAGACGAAACUAAAUUGCAGCAUUUCAGGGAUCAUUGGAAUUUUGUUCUCAUUCCUAAAGGUGCUAUUGAAAUAAGUUUUACCAACAUUCCACUUUUAUAUUAAUCAGUAAUCAUAUGGUUAAAAAUAACCACAAAAGUUUACUGAGUGAAACGUCUUUCCUAUACUUGAUCUUUAAAUUACUGAAAUAAAAACAGAAUGAGAAGAAAAACUACUACUCCUCAAAGAAGCCAACCUUUCUGGAAUUGAGCGGUACACCUGCACGACUGGCGUAUUAUUCAGUCUCUUUUAAGGAUAACUGAAAUUUGUCGGGAUGUUCGUAAAUUGCUGUAUUUGAACAUUUGAGCACCGGUUAAUCACUUGUCAGUUUGAAACUAUCCAGUUAUUUAACGUUAUCCACAAUACACACUUUGGUGAAUGUGUCUCAUAUUUUGGGUUUCUAGAAAUUUUAGUUAAGAUGACCACACAUAACUAAUUUUGCCAGUUUUCUGUUUGUCUCAUUAUACAAACUUUCCAUAACUAUCAUUAACAAUUUUGAACUGUUUAAGGACCAGAAAUAAAUUAUGCAUAUUCUGUCAUUGUUAAAUCUGACGAUACAUUUGCAUUUCUGCAGGUUACUAUUGAUAUUGUAC
This is a messenger RNA of Saccoglossus kowalevskii, 6217 nucleotides long. RefSeq lists its product as uncharacterized. Gene Ontology annotation, molecular function: histone H3K79 methyltransferase activity. Gene Ontology annotation, cellular component: nucleus. The record is from RefSeq and is a predicted model, not a curated record. Gene Ontology annotation, biological process: DNA repair; regulation of transcription regulatory region DNA binding; DNA damage checkpoint signaling. NCBI's taxonomy places the organism in Eukaryota, Metazoa, Hemichordata, Enteropneusta, Harrimaniidae.